AUGUUUCUCCGGAGAUUAGCUCGCCCGGUGAUGAUGAUGGCGAAGGUGAAGGAGACGACGGGGAUAGUAGGGCUAGAGGUGGUCCCUAAUGCGAGAGAAGUGCUGAUCAAUCUAUACUCCAAAACCCUAAAGGAGAUACAGAAGGUUCCCGAGGACGAGGGCUACAGGAAGGCCGUUGAGAGCUUCACUAGCCAGAGGCUCAAGGUCUGCCAGGAAGAAGAGGACUGGGAAAUGAUCGAGAAGCGUCUUGGGUGCGGUCAAGUCGAAGAGCUCAUCGAGGAGGCGCAGGAUGAGCUCAAACUUAUCGACAAAAUGAUCGAGUGGGACCCAUGGGGUAUUCCUGAUGACUAUGAAUGUGAAGUUAUUGAAAAUGAUGCUCCAGUUCCCAAGCAUGUACCCCUGCAUCGACCUGGCCCUCUCCCUGAGGAGUUCUACAAGACUUUGGAGGCUGUUCAUUCGGGCACAUUGAAGGAUGCCAUUUCUAGCUCUAAAAAGGAUGAGCCUGCAAUCUCAUCCAGUUAG
Ilex paraguariensis (yerba mate) is the source of this 522-nucleotide messenger RNA. NCBI's taxonomy places the organism in Eukaryota, Viridiplantae, Streptophyta, Magnoliopsida, Aquifoliales, Aquifoliaceae. The record is from the annotation of a GenBank genome assembly.